Cyprinodon variegatus (sheepshead minnow) is the source of this 8549-nucleotide messenger RNA. RefSeq names its product spectrin beta chain, non-erythrocytic 1-like. Gene Ontology annotation, molecular function: structural constituent of cytoskeleton; phospholipid binding; actin filament binding. Gene Ontology annotation, cellular component: spectrin; plasma membrane; cell projection. Bases 504 to 7604 code for a protein of 2366 amino acids. NCBI's taxonomy places the organism in Eukaryota, Metazoa, Chordata, Actinopteri, Cyprinodontiformes, Cyprinodontidae. Gene Ontology annotation, biological process: actin cytoskeleton organization; protein localization to plasma membrane. The transcript is spliced from 43 exons. The record is from RefSeq and is a predicted model, not a curated record.
CCGACCCACGCUCCCAUUCUCUGCCUCCACCGUCUCUCCCUGCGCUCCUCUCCUGCUCCUCCUCUCCAGCUGGAGGAGCGCUGUGCUCCUGAUUAGAGGCUGGGAGCGUCCCCCCCCUCCCACAGAGAAGCUGAUCUUUGAGGACGGUGACGGAUGGAUGGAUGGAUGGAGGGAAUCCGAGGUGUGAUGUUGCCGUGGCCGCGGAGCGUCUGCUGAGCCAGCGUUUUCUGACUCACCCCUAGUGAGGGAGAGAGAGGGAGGGAGGGAGGGAGGGAGGUGGUGUGGCCCUCCUUUCUGUGGAGCUCAGUCCUGCUGAGAGAGGAAGCAGCUCUGAUCUGGACCCAGCCCUCUGCUUUAACAGCCUGGUUCUGACCCGUUUCUCCUGGAUCUGCUGAUUAGUGAGUGAAGGAUCGGACCUUCCCUCCCUGCUGGACUUUCCCUGGACUUCCUCCUUCAUGCCUCUGGGGGUUCAUCCCGUCUGACCCCCUCUCUGGAGUUUCACCAUGGAGCUUCAGAGCCCCACCGCCGCCCUCCCCGGCUCCCUGUCACCCCUCUCCCCCGUAUCGGACUAUGCGGGGCCUCUGUCCCCGUCCGGGAUCCCCGGGCCGUCCCAUCCGGCCGGUCCGGGUCGGGCUCCCAGUCCCGGCCUCUCAGGACAGGCAGCCUUUAACUACAACCAGCUGGAGGGACGCUUCAAACAGCUCCAAGAUGAGCGUGAGGCGGUGCAGAAGAAGACCUUCACCAAGUGGGUGAACUCCCACCUGUCCAGAGUCUCCUGCCGGAUCACAGACCUGUACAUGGACCUGAGGGACGGACGGAUGCUCAUCAAGCUGCUGGAGGUCCUGUCAGGAGAGAGGCUGCCCAAACCCACAAAGGGCCGCAUGAGGAUCCACUGCCUGGAAAAUGUGGACAAAGCUCUGCAGUUCCUGAAGGAGCAGCGGGUCCACCUGGAGAACAUGGGCUCCCACGACAUCGUGGAUGGAAACCACCGCCUGACGCUGGGCCUCAUCUGGACCAUCAUCCUGCGCUUCCAGGUAAGAGGCGGACUGGACCACGGAGGCGGGACUUCCGCUUUAAGGGGGAAUGAAGAGUCAGGAACUGAAACGUGGCGUUUAUGGUGCUUUAUGACAUCAUCAUGGUAUCCCAACGUCAACAUCCACAACUUCACCACCAGCUGGAGGGACGGGAUGGCCUUCAACGCCCUGAUCCACAAGCACAGACCCGACUUGAUCGACUUUGAUAAGCUGAAGAAAUCAAACGCUCACUACAAUCUACAGAAUGCCUUCAAUCAGGCCGAGCAGCACCUGGGCCUCACCAAGCUGCUGGACCCUGAAGACAUCAGCGUGGAGCAUCCUGAUGAGAAGUCUAUCAUCACCUACGUCGUCACCUACUACCACUACUUCUCCAAGAUGAAGGCGCUGAAGGUGGAGGGGAAGAGGAUCGGGAAGGUUCUGGAUCACGCCCUGGAGACGGAGAAAAUGAUCGAGAAGUACGAGUCUCUGGCGUCGGACCUGCUGGAGUGGAUCGAACAGACCAUCAUCAUCCUCAACAACAGGAAGUUUGCCAACUCUCUGGUGGGCGUCCAGCAGCAGCUGCAGGCCUUCAACACGUACCGCACCGUGGAGAAACCACCAAAGUUUACAGAGAAGGGGAACCUGGAGGUUCUGCUCUUCACCAUCCAGAGUAAGAUGAGAGCCAACAACCAGAAGGUCUUCACCCCCAGAGAGGGAAAACUCAUCUCUGACAUCAACAAGGCGUGGGAGCGUCUGGAGAAGGCGGAGCACGAGCGGGAGCUGGCUCUGAGGACGGAGCUGAUUCGUCAGGAGAAGCUGGAGCAGCUGGCCCGCCGCUUCGACCGUAAGGCGGCCAUGAGGGAGACGUGGCUGAGUGAGAACCAGAGGCUGGUCUCUCAGGAUAAUUUCGGAUAUGACCUCCAGGCCGUUGAAGCCGCCACAAAGAAACACGAAGCCAUAGAAACGGACAUCGCGGCGUACGAGGAGCGAGUUCAGGCGGUGGUUGCCGUGGCGAAGGAGCUGGAGGCGGAGAGUUACCAUGACAUCAAGCGCAUCACAGCCAGGAAGGACAACGUGAUCCGUCUGUGGGAGUACCUGCUGGAGCUGCUGAGGGCCCGGCGCCACAGGCUGGAGCAGAACCUGGGCCUGCAGAGAGUCUUCCAGGAGAUGCUCUACAUCAUGGACUGGAUGGACGAGAUGAAGAUGCUGCUGCUCUCUCAGGAUUACGGCAAACACCUGCUGGGUGUGGAGGACCUGCUGCAGAAACACGCUCUGGUGGAAGCCGACAUCGCCAUUCAGGCCGACCGAGUCCGAAACGUCAACAGUAACGCUCAGAAGUUUGCCACCGACACAGAAGGUUAUAAGCCCUGUGACCCGCAGGUCAUCAGGGACCGCGUUGCCCACAUGGAGUUCUGCUACCAGGAGCUGAGCCAGCUGGCAGCUGAACGCCGAGCUCGCCUCGAGGAAUCCCGCCGACUCUGGAAGUUCUUCUGGGAGAUGGCGGAAGAGGAGGGAUGGAUCAGGGAGAAGGAACAGAUCCUGUCCUCUGAGGAUUAUGGGAAGGACCUGACAGGCACGGUGCGCCUGCUCAGUCAGCACAAAGCCUUUGAGGACGAGAUGAGCGGGCGAGCCGCCCACCUGCAGCAGACCAUCAAACAGGGCAAGGACCUGGUGGCCGACAACCACUUCGGGGCCGAGAAGAUCAAGGAGCGGAUCCGGGACAUCGAGGAGCAGUGGGCAGCUCUGGAGCGUCUGUCUGCUGUGAGAAAAGCACGCCUGCAGGCGGCGUGCAACCACCACCAGUUCCAGGCUGAUGCAGAUGACAUUGACACAUGGAUGCUGGACGUUCUGCGCAUCGUCUCCAGCGUGGACGUCGGCCACGACGAGUUCUCCGCUCAGGCUCUGGUGAAGAAACACAAAGACGUCGCAGAGGAGAUCAGCAGCUAUCGGCCCGCCAUCGACGCUCUGCAUGAGCAGGCCCAGACGCUGCCGCCGGAGAGGGCCAACUCCGAGGAGGUCCAGAACCGGCUGGCGGGCAUUGAAGAGCGCUACAAGGAGGUGGCAGAACUGACCCGGCUCAGGAAGCAGGCCCUGCAGGAUGCCCUGGCGCUCUACAAGCUGCUGAGUGAAGCCAGCGCCUGCGAGCUUUGGAUCGACGAGAAGGAGCAAUGGCUCAACAGCAUGGAGAUCCCAGAGAAACUGGAGGACCUGGAGGUCAUCCAGCACCGGUUUGAGAAUCUGGAGCCGGAGAUGAACAGCCAGGCCUCCCGGGUCGCCGUGGUGAACCAGGUAGCCAGGCAGCUGAUCCACAGCGGACAUCCCAGUGAGAGGGAGAUCAAGACCCAGCAGGACAAACUCAACACCAGGUGGAGUCAGUUCAGAGACCUGGUGGACCAGAAGAAGGAGAUCCUGAACUCAACUCUGGGAGUCCAAAACUACCACCUGGAGUGUAAUGAGACCAAGUCCUGGAUCAAAGAGAAGACCAAGGUGAUUGAGUCCACGCAGGAGCUGGGCAACGAUCUGGGCGGAGUCAUGGCUCUGCAGAGGAAGCUAACAGGGAUGGAGCGGGACCUGGUUGCCAUCGAGGACAAACUGAAAGACUUGGAGAAAGAGGCGGAGGGUUUGUCUUCCGAACACCCGGAGCAGUACGCAGCGAUCAAAGGACAGCUGGCUGAGAUCACCAGCGUCUGGAAUGAGAUGAAGGGGACGUUGAAAAACCGUGAGGAGUCUCUGGGCGAGGCCAGCAAGCUGCAGCAGUUCCUGCGAGACUUGGACGACUUCCAGUCAUGGUUGUCCCGGACGCAGACGGCCAUCGCCUCGGAGGACAUGCCGAACACUCUGGCUGAGGCCGAGAAGCUGCUCUCCCAGCACGAAAACAUCAAGAACGAGAUCCGCAACUACGAGGAGGACUACCAGAAGAUGCGGGACAUGGGCGAGAUGGUGACGCAAGGCCAGACGGACGCUCAGUACAUGUUCCUCAGGCAGCGUCUUCAGGCGCUGGACACCGGUUGGAACGAGCUGCACAAGAUGUGGGAGAACCGACAGAACCUGCUGUCCCAGUCCAACGCCUACCAGCUGUUCCUGAGGGACACCAAGCAGGCCGAGGCCUUCCUCAACAACCAGGAAUAUGUUCUGGCUCACACCGAGAUGCCCACCACCCUGGAGGGGGCCGAGGCCGCCAUCAAGAAGCAGGAGGACUUCAUGACCACCAUGGAUGCCAGUGAGGAAAAGAUCAGCGGUGUUGUUGACACAGGACGCCGCCUGGUUACCGACGGCAACAUCAAUGCCGAGCGUAUACAGGAGAAGGUGGACUCCAUCGAUCAGAGACACAAGAAAAACCGACAGGCAGCAAAAGAUCUGCUGAUGAAGCUGAAGGACAACAGAGACCUGCAGAAGUUCCUGCAGGACUGCCAAGAGCUGUCCCUGUGGAUCAACGAGAAAAUGCUGACCGCCCAGGACCUGACGUACGACGAGGCCAGGAACCUCCACAGCAAGUGGCUGAAACAUCAAGCCUUCAUGGCAGAGCUGCAGUCCAACAAGGAGUGGCUGGAUAAGAUUGAAAAGGACGGCCAGGCGCUGGCAGCAGAGAAGCCGGAGACGGAGGCCAUGGUGAAGGAGAAGCUGGCGUCCCUGAAGACCAUGUGGGAGGUCCUGGAGUCCACCACCCAGACCAAGGCCAAGUGUCUGUUUGACGCCAACAAGGCCGAGCUGUUCACGCAGAGCUGCGCCGACCUCGACAAGUGGCUGACCGGCCUGGACGGCCAGCUCCAGUCCGACGACUUUGGCAAAGACCUCACCUCCGUUAACAUCAUGCUGAAGAAGCAGCAGAUGCUGGAGAGCCAGGUGGAGGUGCGUCAGAAGGAGGUGGAGGAGCUGCAGAGACAGUCUCAGGCCCUCAGCCAGGAGGGGAAAGGCUCCGACGAGGUGGAAGGGAGGAGGAUCACCGUGGAGAAGAAGUUCCAGGCGCUGCUGGCGCCUCUGAAGAUGAGACGCGACAACCUGAUGGCGUCCCGCGAGAUCCACCAGUUCAACCGAGACGUGGAGGAUGAGAUCCUCUGGGUGGAGGAGAGGAUGCCUCUGGCCACAUCUACUGACCACGGACACAACCUGCAGACGGUGCAGCUGCUCAUCAAGAAGAACCAGACGCUGCAGAAGGAGAUCCAGGGACAUCAGCCUCGAUUUGACGACAUCUUUGAGCGCAGCCAGCACGUUCUGAGGGCCGACAGCCCCACGGCGGAACCCAUCCGCCAGAGGCUGACCGAGCUGCAGGCGCUGUGGGAUCAGAUCAAGAAGGAGACGGAGAAGCGGCAUUCCCGGCUCAGCGAGGCCCACGAGGCCCAGCAGUACUACUUCGACGCCGCCGAGGCCGAGGCCUGGAUGAGCGAGCAGGAGCUGUACAUGAUGUCAGAGGAGAAGGCCAAGGACGAGCAGAGCUCCGUGGCCAUGCUGAAGAAGCACCAGAUCCUGGAGCAGGCCGUGGAGGAUUACGCCGACACCGUCCACCAGCUGUCCAGCACCAGCCGGGGCCUGGUGGCUGCAGGCCACCCUGACAGCGAGCGCAUCGGCAUGCGUCAGUCUAAGGUGGAUAAGCUGUACGCCGGCCUGAAGGACCUGGCCGAAGAACGACGCGGGAAGCUGGACGAGCGUUUCCGACUCUUCCAGCUCAACAGGGAGGUGGACGACUUGGAGCAGUGGAUCGCAGAGAGGGAGGUGGUGGCCGGGUCCCAUGAGCUGGGACAGGACUACGAACACGUCACGAUGCUGCAGGAGCGAUUCCGAGAAUUCGCCCGUGACACCGGGAACAUCGGCCAGGAGCGCGUGGACGGCGUGAACAAGCAGGCGGACGAGCUGAUCAACGCGGGCCACAGCGACUCCGCCACCAUCGCCGAGUGGAAGGACGGCCUGAACGAGGCCUGGGCCGACCUGCUGGAGCUCAUCGACACGCGCACGCAGAUCCUCGCCGCCUCCUACGAGCUCCACAAGUUCUACCACGACGCCAAGGAGAUCCUGAACCGCAUCCUGGACAAACACAAGAAGCUCCCGGAGGAGCUGGGCCGGGACCAGAACACGGUGGAGACCCUGCAGAGGAUGCACACCACCUUCGAACACGACAUUCAGGCUCUGGGGACGCAGGUCCGGCAGCUUCAGGAAGACGCCGUCCGUCUGCAGUCGGCGUACGCCGGAGACAAAGCGGACGACAUCCAGAAGAGAGAAGGAGAGGUCCUGGAGGCCUGGAAGAACCUGCUGGAGGCGGCGGAGGGCCGGCGGGUCAAGCUGGUGGACACGGCCGACAAGUUCCGCUUCUUCAGCAUGGUGCGGGACCUGAUGCUGUGGAUGGAGGACGUGAUCCGGCUGAUCGAGGCUCAGGAGAAGCCAAGGCCCAGGAAAAGCUCCUCGGUUCUGAUCUUGAUCCGUUUUGUGCCGCAGAUUAAAGAGAAGUUGCUUCAGCUGACAGACAAGAGGAAAGAGAUGAUCGAUAAGUGGGAGGACCGAUGGGAGUGGCUCAGACUGGUGCUGGAGGUGCACCAGUUCUCCCGGGACGCGGGCGUGGCCGAGGCCUGGCUGCUGGGGCAGGAGCCCUACCUGUCCAGCAGGGAGAUGGGGCAGAGCGUGGACGAGGUGGAGAAGCUCAUCAAACGCCACGAAGCCUUCGAGAAGUCCGCCGCCACCUGGGAGGAGCGCUUCUCGGCUCUGGAGAGGCUGACGACGAUGGAGCUACUGGAAGUGAGAAGAAUGCAGGAGGAAGAGGAGAAGAAGAGGCAACCGGCCGAGGCUCAGGCCGCCGAGGCUGCAGCUCAGAGCAGAGACGGUGAGCCGGCGUCCCAGAACGGGCUGCCGUCCGAGCAGGAGCCCCCCCGGGUUAGUUACCGCUCACCCGCCUACCAGACAUACAGCGACAUCCUGCAGAGCCGCAGGGCCGCCGCCGUGGCUGCAGCCGCUGCGGCCGCAGCCCGAAGGUUCCCACAGACAACCACGGCUGCUGUAAAUCAGCGGCUCUUCAUCGCGCUGCAGGAGCUCAACCAGCCGACCCAUCGGGUGUUUUGGUGCAGGCGAAGCUCAGGGUUUGUUGAGGUCCAGAAGGCCGACGCUGCUCUGAGUAAAAGCUCCCAGGAUUGGUCCAGAUCAUCUGAAAGCUCCCAGGAUCCCUCCGGCCUCUGCUGCAGGUCCUGGCACAACGUCUACUGUGUGAUCAACCAGCAGGAGAUGGGCUUCUACAAGGACCAGAAGAGCGCCAGUCAGGGCAUCCCCUACCACAGCGAGAUUCCCAUCAGCCUGAAGGAGGCGCUGUGUGAGGUCGCUGUGGAUUACAAGAAGAAGAAACACGUCUUUAAGCUAAAGAUCUCUGAUGGGAACGAGUAUCUCUUCCAAGCCAAAGACGACGAGGAGAUGAACUCCUGGAUCUCAGCCAUCUCUGCCGCCGUGGCGGGGGUCAAAUCGGAGGUGACGCCCAGCGGCCACAGCACGCCGGCCCCCGCGGCUCGCGCUCAGACGCUGCCGGCGACGGUGGCGGCGACGGCGGCGGAGUCGAGUCCUGGCAAACGGGAGAAAGACAAGGAGAAACGCUUCAGCCUCUUCAGCAAGAAGAAAUAGAGGCUCCUUCCUCUCUUUCCUCCCUCCUCCUGCGGUGCUGUUUGGGAUCACUCCUCAUUAUCAUUAAUCGAAUCGUGGAUGACAGUUCUGCUCGUAGCAGAUCUGUUUCAUCCUUCCUGAUAACCUUAAAGAAUAACAGUCUUUCCUAACAUUUGCCUGCUCCUCCAGCUUUCUGCCUCAGAUCUGAUCCCAAACAGCUCCUUUUCCUCCUCUUUUUUUUGUUUUGUUCCUCCUCUUCCUCUCAAAGCGUGACUCCAGCAUGCCAGCUCCGAGCCAAAACUCUCCACUCUGUGCCUCUCAACCGUCCGGUCGGCUCAGAGCUCCAGUUCAGCUCCAAACCCCCCGCCUGCGCUCCGGCGUCGGACCCGGAGCGGGGACCCUUUGGAAGGAGGGACAGAACCACCGAUAAACGCUUCAGGCAGCUGCUGUCCCAACGAUCCAUCGCCAUGUGGAGGAACUCCCAGUUUGUUUAACUUACUGCUGUUUCUUGUUGUUCAGCUUUUUUUCUGCCUUCUGUGGGUCGUGUCGACGCUCCCCGGUUUUCCCUGGAAGUUGUAGGUAGCCUAAUCCCUUUUUUUGCGAGGCCUUGUCUUUGCAAGGUGCCGUGUAUCCCUGUGUAGUGGGGAAACCGAGAGCAGGGCGGGGUACGGCUCCGGUUCCGACUUUCUGCCGGUCGGGUUUGUGCAAAAAAAGCAGCAGCUUGGGUGCAGUCUAAUACCUGGAGCGUUACCCCUCCCUGCUCCCAACUGUAUGUAUAACUUGUGUAUAACAAACUGUUUAAAAUAAACCUGUGUUUAAUUUCUUCACUUAUUCGUACUAAUGAUAUGACCAACCGUGAUAAGCUUCAGUGGUUUCAACUUUCUUUAUGUGGAAACAUAAACCCAGAAUGAAGGACCGUGGAGGUGACCUCACCCAUUAUGGAAGAAAAACUCUCAUUAGAAUCGC